CUCAAAGUUAGCUUUUUGUUCAUUUAUAAUGGCUGGUGUUGUAGUGAUUUUUGACUUUGACUCAACUAUCAUUGAGUGUGAUAGUGAUAAUUGGGUUCUAGAUGAAUUUGGUUUAACUGAGAAAUUCUACCAACUUCUUCCUAACAUGCAUUGGAACCCUCUCAUGGACAAGAUGAUGGAUGAACUUCAUUCACAAGGAAAAACAAUUGAAGAAAUUGUUGAAGUUCUUAAUAAAACUCCUAUACAUCCUCACAUUGUCCCUGCCAUUGAGGCUGCUUAUUCCCUUGGGUGUGAGCUAAGGAUUCUGAGUGAUGCAAAUAUUUUCUUUAUUGAAACAAUUUUGAAACAUCAUGGGGUGCUGAAUUGUUUCUCAGAAAUAACUGCAAAUCCAAGUUAUGUUAAUGAAGAAGGGAGGCUCAGAAUUUGGCCCUACCAUGAUUAUCUAAAAUCUUCUCAUGGAUGUAACCUUUGUCCACCAAACAUGUGCAAGGGAUUGGUGAUAGAAAGGUUCCAAAAUUCACUUGAUACUGGAAAGAAGAAAUUUAUCUACUUAGGAGAUGGAAGUGGAGAUUUUUGUCCAAGUCUAAAGCUCAAAGAGAGUGAUUAUGUGAUGCCUAGAAUUAACUUUGCAUUGUGUGAUUUAGUAUCUAAAAAUUCAAAUGACAUAAAGGCACAUGUACAUGGUUGGAUAGAUGGUGAAGAGCUUAAGCAUGUUCUGCUUGAUAUCAUCAACAAAACUAUUGGUAAAGAAAAUAAUAUUAUUGGUCCAAAAAUUAUCUCAAUUGAUUGCAAAUUGGGGACAAUUUCAAUUGAGACUCAUAAACCUUUUCCUGAAGCCCUCCCAAUUAGGAACUGAAAAUUCCAAAGGAUGAAGGAUGAUAUAUUCUGAAAAUUUUCUUUUACUAUCGUUGUUCUAGCUUGCAAGAAGACAUGAAAAUGUACCAAUAAAUAAUUAAUCAAGUAUAUUGUGUUGACUAAAAGUAUACUUCAAAAUUUAUCUAGCUUUCGUUUUGAGUCA
Molecule: messenger RNA, 1018 nt
Organism: Cicer arietinum (chickpea)
Lineage: Eukaryota; Viridiplantae; Streptophyta; Magnoliopsida; Fabales; Fabaceae
Product: inorganic pyrophosphatase 2-like
Molecular function (GO): phosphatase activity
Source: RefSeq, a predicted model, not a curated record